GAACCCAGUAAUAUACCAGGAGGAACCUCUGUGAGUUAGUCGACUAUGAGCUGCUAGAGUAAAGGGCCUCACCAUGGACCUGUACAAAGCAGCUUUUCUCCUGGGAGCACUGAUCUGCACUGUUAGUGGUUCUGAGGUGGACGGCUAUGCCAAAACUGAAGGAGCAUGGGUCUUGUCACUGAAGAAAAGAAUGUACACUGUGGACACUGCGGCUGAGUGUGCCGUCAAAUGUGACAUUGAAUCAACCUUCACAUGCAGGUCUUUCAUGUAUAUUCAGAAGGACCAGGAGUGCUGGACAGCAGCAGCAAACUCUAAAUCAGAGAUACUCCUGCGCAGAACCAGCGCAGCUUUAUAUGAAAAAAAAGAAUACCUCCUGGAGUGUGUGAAUGGAAUAGGAACAGAUUACAGAGGAACGAAGACCAAAACGAAAUCAGGAAAGACAUGUCAGGAUUGGACAGCCAAAUUCCCACACAGGCCCAACAUGACACCACUGACCCAUCCCCGAGCAGACCUGGAGUCCAACUUCUGCAGAAACCCUGAUUCAGACAGUGGAGGACCCUGGUGUUACACAACCGACCCCAACACCCGCUGGGAGAACUGCAAUGUGCCCAGCUGCACUGAGGAGUGUAUACACUGCAGUGGUGAGGACUACAGAGGGAAAAUCUCCACCACUGAAAACGGUUACACAUGUCAGCGCUGGGACUCCCAGAAACCUAACAACCACGGCUACAUCCCCUCAGCUCUUCCAGAUAAGUAUCUUGAAGACAAUUUCUGCAGGAACCCUGAUGGAGACCCUCGUCCAUGGUGCUUCACCACCAAUCCAUCCAAACGAUGGGACUUCUGCUCCAUACCUCGCUGUGCAUCAGAGCCUCCCACCAUCGUCCCAGAGCUGACCUGCGCCACCGGUGAAGGCGGAGCUUACCGGGGCACGGUCUCUGUCACAGAGUCUGGCAAAACAUGCCAAGUCUGGGCCGCUCAAACGCCGCACAAACACAACCGAACCCCUGAUAACUACCCCUGCAAAGGCCUAGAUAACAACUACUGCCGUAACCCUGACAACGAGAGGAUGCCCUGGUGUUACACCACUGAUCCAAAUACUCGGUGGGAGUACUGCACGGUGCCAAGCUGUGGGGAUGCACCCAGACCAGGUGCGCCAGUGAUUCCCACAGAGGAGGAAGACUGUUACGAGGGGGAUGGAACGACUUACCGUGGCAUAACAUCGGAGACCAUCAGCGGAAAGAAAUGUCAAUCCUGGAGCGCCAUGACUCCUCAUACCCAUAAAAAAACUCCACAGGCUUUCCCCACUGCGGACCUUAGAAAGAAUAUGUGCAGGAACCCCGAUGGAGACCGAGCCCCCUGGUGUUACACUAUGGAUCCCAGAGUCCGAUGGGAGUACUGCAGUGUGCAGAAAUGUCGUCCUUCAUCAGAAGUGUCACCCACUAGCCCUCCCAGACCCGAGAUUCCCUCCACCGCCACCCAGACCCCACCAGAGAGAGACUGCAAGAUCGGGAAUGGAGUUACAUACCGUGGCCCAACCUCCAUCACCACACCGGGUGUGACCUGCCAGGCCUGGAGUGCUCAGACCCCCCACCGACACAACAGCUUCACCCCACGGAGUCACCCCGACAAGGGCCUGGAGGCCAAUAACUGCAGAAACCCAGACGGCGAUGUGAACGGACCGUGGUGCUACACUACUGACCCAAACAAGAAAUGGGACUACUGUCAGAUCCAAGACUGUCCACAAGACUGGAAGUGUGGAACGCCAUUCACCAAACCAAAGCGCUGUUUCGGGCGUGUUGUAGGAGGCUGUGUAUCCAAACCUCACUCAUGGCCCUGGCAAAUCAGCCUCCGGACCAGGAGUUCAGGGGCCCAUUUCUGUGGAGGAACUCUGAUUCACCCUCAGUGGGUCCUCACUGCCCGUCACUGCCUGGAGAGUUCCUCACGAGCCUCAUUCUACAAGGUGCUUCUGGGGACCCACACAGAGUUAGCUCGGGAGUCAUCCAAACAGGAGAGGACACUGCAGAAAAUGGUGUUGGAACCCAAUGGAGCCGAUAUCGCUUUGCUCAAACUGCAGACGCCUGUACAAAUAAAUGACAAAGUCCUGCCAGCUUGUCUGCCAGAGAAAGACGUUGUUGUUGCCAGUGGAACAGAGUGUUACGUUACUGGAUGGGGCGAGACUCAAGGUACGGGAGGUGACGGCUUCCUGAAGGAAACCGGUUUCCCUGUGAUCGAGAACAAGGUCUGUAAUCGUCCGUCCUACCUAAACAACAAAGUUAAAGAACACGAGAUGUGUGCCGGAAACAUCGAGGGAGGAUCAGACAGCUGCCAGGGUGACAGCGGUGGUCCUCUAGUGUGUUACUCCCAGAACAGGUACAUCAUACAGGGUGUCACGUCCUGGGGUUUGGGAUGCGCCAGGGCCAUGAAACCCGGCGUCUACGCGCGAGUCUCCAAGUUUGUCGACUGGAUUGACGAAACCAUCAAAGCCGGUUAACAUCUCCAAAAAAAAGUGGUUCUUUUUUUUUUUCCUUUUUAAAAGAUAUUUCCACACGUAUGUACUGUUCUGCUCCGACAUGACUACUUUAGUUUAUAACUGAAUGAGAUUUGUUUCCUGUAGUUCUUUAAAGCUACAGCAUCGUAAAUCAGAGCACAAUAAGCAGAGCAUAGUUUGGGUUUGGGGAUUUAAAUGUGUGUUUUCUGUAAGAGCUGAAAAAUAAAACUUAAUACAAACAAGAUUAAGA
This is a messenger RNA of Scomber japonicus (chub mackerel), 2738 nucleotides long. RefSeq names its product plasminogen (gene plg). Gene Ontology annotation, cellular component: extrinsic component of plasma membrane. Gene Ontology annotation, biological process: proteolysis. The record is from RefSeq and is a predicted model, not a curated record. Gene Ontology annotation, molecular function: signaling receptor binding; serine-type endopeptidase activity. Lineage: Eukaryota; Metazoa; Chordata; Actinopteri; Scombriformes; Scombridae. The transcript is spliced from 19 exons. The coding region runs from base 74 to 2491 and encodes 805 amino acids.